This is a messenger RNA of Zeugodacus cucurbitae (melon fly), 8878 nucleotides long. RefSeq lists its product as uncharacterized. The record is from RefSeq and is a predicted model, not a curated record. NCBI's taxonomy places the organism in Eukaryota, Metazoa, Arthropoda, Insecta, Diptera, Tephritidae. Gene Ontology annotation, molecular function: protein binding. The coding region runs from base 1085 to 4177 and encodes 1030 amino acids. The transcript has 2 exons.
UCGUGGUCGUCGCAGUCGUCGUGCUCUGGCACAGUGCAUUUUGAGUUUGCGUUUAAUUCAUUUUUCUUCAGUCCACGACGAUUAACCAUGCCGAGCGGUUGGGUGUAUUCGUGAAAGCGGCGUUAUUAAAUUUUAUUGCCAAUACUCUAAUGAAAUGCAAUCAUUAUUCAAGUGAGCCAAUUAAUAUUGCAGAAAAUUGUGAAAUCAAGUGAAGCGCACAAAUAAGUAACGGUUAUUACAAAUGCUUGGCAGAAAUGCGAGUGUGAAAAUUUGCUGGUGCUUUUGUGUGUCGAUUUUGCGAAUGUUGCAUGUGCAGCCAGUAAGCCAAGGAAGCUUAGUAAAAAUUUUCGUGAAUAUUCGUGUAAUUUACUGAAUGAAAUGAACGACAGCGUGUCGAAGUAAAAAAUCGUUAAAGGCGAAAUUGUGCCAAACGAAGCCAAAUAGCCGAAGUUGAAAGGCAAAUAGGCUGGCAGGCUGUUAGGCAGUCCGUUAGCCAGUCAACAAGCUAGUAAAGUAACGCGCUUACUACUUUUCGGGGAAUACGUUUUGCAACACGCUCACGUCGGUGGCGGCAACGGGGUGUUGAGAAUAUUUCACAUCUUUCACCAAAAUAACGGUGCGUGUGUGUUGGUAACUCGAACUUCUAGUGCUAGCGGUUCGCAAGCUAGGCAGUGGUGUUACACAAAUAUCAUACACAAAUUCUAGCAACAGCAACAACUGAGCAAGUGAAAUACCAAAUCGCGUGCUAUUGACCAGCGUCAGCUAUAGCAAAUUAUUAAAGAUUCGCACGCGCUACAACAGCAACAACAACAAACGUAGUUGGUGGUAUGAAUUGGAGUAGACAGAGAGAGACUAUUGCACGCAAGCCAGUGCAGAAACAACAACAAACAUAUCCAAAAGUAUAAACAAUCAUAAUCAAAUGAAAUCAGUUCACACAUAUCCCUUUGAGGUUAGAAACUAAAGCAAACACAUAUCCUGCAUACAUAAAUGAACACUAACGCCCGAAGAACUCAUGCCGCGCGUGAGCCUCGAAGUGAAAUUUAAUAUAUAUAACCAUAUACUUUCGAAGGAGAGUGCAUAAAAAAUGCUUAAAUCCACAUGUCUAACACACCUAAUUGCUGAGAAAGCAACUACAACAACAGCAAACAUGCAAAAACUACAGCAAGAAGAGUGUACCAACUGCCGCAGUAGACGCCGGCAGCAGCGCACAACAACUCCACAACAUCAUCAUCAUCACCACCAAUCCACACGACAGCCGCAAGAACGGCUCAAAUAUCGCGCAACAACCGGACGCCAGCUGCCACCGCUGUGGCCGCUACUCAUCUCCACGCUGCUGCUCACCGGCCAGCCACCUAGCGCGCUGGCCACACGCUUCAACCGCCAAAGUCAGGGGCAUAAUUCGUAUGGCGCCGCAGGUGGCGCCAACAGUCUGCCCUCGCCACACUUUCCUCUCGAUGCCAACACCGUGUACACGAGCAGCGCUGCCGCACCCGGCAAGCAUCACGCCAACAUGAACAAUGAUGUUUACUCGGUGGCCGACAGUCAGGCCAUGACCGAUGAUUAUAUGGCGCAAUUCGGCAAGCCAGCUGCGUCGCCACCACCACCGAUUAUACCGCCAUACCUGACGCACGCCGACAACACGCUAAUCGUGCACCACCAACCGCAGCUGAGUAGCUGUCAGACGGUGUGCGCGUGCAAGUGGAAGGGCGGCAAGCAGACGGUGGAGUGUAUCGAUCGGCAGCUCAUACAGAUACCCGAGAAUAUUGAUCCGUCAACGCAGGUGCUGGACAUGUCGGGCAAUAAGCUGCAGACGCUGUCGAAUGAGAAGUUCAUACGCGCCAACUUGCUGAAUUUGCAGAAGCUCUAUUUGCGCAGCUGUAAAAUUGGUGAAAUCGAACCGGAAACAUUUAAGGGACUAACGAAUCUCGUCGAACUGGACUUGUCGCACAAUUUGCUGGUGGUGGUGCCAUCGCUGGCGCUUAGCUACAUUUCAUCGCUGCGCGAACUGACGCUCGCUUCCAAUCAUAUACACAAGAUCGAGUCGAACUCGUUCGCCAGCACGCCGUCACUGCACAAACUGGAUCUGUCGCACUGCGACAUACAGACCAUAGCACCACUUGCUUUCGAUGGUUUGGAAGGUCUAACAUUGCUACGACUAAAUGGCAACAAGUUGGGUGUUUUGCAGACGCGCACGAUCGAAACUCUGAGCAAGUUGCAUGGCAUUGAGCUCCAUGACAAUCCUUGGCUCUGUGACUGUCGCAUGAGAGAUGCCAAAAUCUGGCUGACACAAAAGAACAUACCAUAUCCGGUUGCGCCUUUAUGUGCAGGUGGGCCUGAACGUGUGAUUGAUCGCACAUUCUCUGAGCUGCAGGUGGAGGACUUUGCUUGUCGUCCAGAAAUGUUGCCUAUCAGCCAUUAUGUGGAGGCAACGAUGGGCGAGAAUGCUUCGGUAGUUUGUCGCGCUAAAGCCAUACCUACAGCCGUUAUAAACUGGUAUUGGAAUGGUAGAUUGCUGUCAAACAAUAGCGCAUUUAGCUCUUAUCAGCGUGUGCAUAUCUACGAGAACGGACACUUUGAAAAACACUCGCGGCUGGUACUCACCAAUGCGCAGGAGACAGACUCCAGUGAGUUUUAUUGUGUGGCGGAGAACCGUGCCGGCACAGCGGAGGCCAACUUCACAUUGCAUGUAAGUAUGCGUGCCGCAGGUAUGGCUUCGCUGGGUAGUGGUCAAAUUGUGGGCCUCAGUGCAGCGUUGGUGGUUUUAAUUGUGUGCAUUUUGCUGGCGGUAAUGUUUCUGCUCAUGCGUGUGAAGCGCCAGCCGUACACCGAAAGCAAAACGCCCAACCACAUGGAAGUGGUGACGAGUGUCAACCAUCAGAACUCCAUAACGAACAAAACGCAGCCCAUUACCGGAAAUGGCAGCAUCGGAGGCGUCGUCAUAGCCAAUGGCGGCAUACCGAACUGUAUCGACACAUCCGGCACACUGGAGCGGAAGGGCAGUGCAGCAAUGUCCGCGAAUGAGGGCGGCUUCGCCAAUCCUGUGCAGAAACCGCCACGCCUCACGGACCUGCCGUACUCGGCCACGGGCUAUGACAACAACGGCAGCGUCUUGUCCACGGCACCAUGCUACUUGUCGCCCACGGCAUCGGCUGGCAACAACCCAGAUCUCAUUAAUGACACCAAACGUUUCGGCAGCGAUGAGUUCGCCGAUUUGAAAAUCCCAGCCAUACUAACUGCUAAUUUGGGCACCGAAUUGGGCAACUCGAGUGGCGAAUACAGUCGCGCUGGUGGUUGUGACUCACUCUAUCCCUCGGGACUGUGGGAACAUACGCCAGCGGGCACCUCCUCCGCGGAUGAUCUCUUCAUGAAACGCUACACCGACAAAACGCCCAUCAUUGAGUCGAACCAACUGUAUGAUCUGCACGAGCGAACCGUAGACUAUUUCAGCAAAACAUUUCCACGCACGCAUUACAACAACUUGCAGCUGGCCGGAGGUUGUGCGUCCACCAACGGCAGUACUGCUGGAGGAGUCGGCGGCAUGAUGCACAAUCCGUCCACAUCAUCGGCAGCGCUGUUGCAUAACUCGAACGGUGGUAUGGGCGGCACGCACUCGACCGCUUCAACAACCACCACCAAUCUCUCAGGCUCAUCCGGCGCUUACGUGGGCAGUGGCUACCCUAAUGACUAUGGCCUACCACUGGUGCCUGGCGCCGAGCAUCAGCACAACCAUCACCUGCAAAUGCAUCCACUACAACAAUUGCAGCAGCAUAUGACGGCAGCAGCGGCGAGCCAACAUGGCAUCGGCGGCAACGGCAGCGGCAGCGGCAACAGCAGCAACCACAGCAGUCCACACUUCAGCAGUCGAACCCUGCCACGCCUACACGAGCACAGCGGCAGUGGCAGCAGCAGCAGCGGCGCUGGACUCAGCAGCUCUAGAUCUUCACCCACACCAGCGACGACCGCCGUGGCGGUGACGGUGACGCAGAAUGGCACAGGGCAAGCACACACCUCCAUAUUACCGAAUGGACAGCCAGUGAAUGCCAAGACAUUACGCGUUUGGCAAAAGGGUGGUGUGCCAGUGCUGCCACCGGUGACGGCUUUGAAGCGUGCUCUGACGAGCAACAGUCGCAACUCGCCGGACGAGGGCUACCAGGAGGGCUGCGGCACUGACGUGUAAAACGAGUCAGCGAUCACCGCAAGCAACAGUGAGACGUUCCUUACAGUAUAGGCGCAAAGGUACUUAGUGGAGAGAGGCGACGACACAAACGUUUCGAUUCGAUUUUAAGUUCUGUAUAUUUUUGUAAACUUAUAAUUUAGUCUUAAGUGAAUUUUCGCACAGCAAACGCGAAGAGAGCGUCAAAUAGUUUGUAAUCCUACUUUCUUUCGAUUAAUUUACUGUCUCAAAAUUAAGAAAAUUAACAAUUUCGCGCAUCCAUACUAAUACAAUUGACUGCAAACGAGGAGAGAAUGAAGUUUAGAUUUUUGUACUGAGCAGCUGCGACCCCCACUCGGCCGUUUGUGACGUUGACGGGGCGCGGAACUGCAUAACUACUACUACUGCAGCGCGCAAGUGGUAAAAAAACGUGAAUGUGAUAGUGUUUGAGUAAUUCAUAACUAAAGAUAAUAAUUGAAAAAUGCGUAGAAGGAUGAUUUCUUUUUUUAUUAUAUGAAAAUAUAUAUUAAAUACACAUAAAUGCAUAAUGAACACAUGGUAAAUGAAUUUCGAAUGCAUAACUACAAGUAUACUUUUAGGGUUAAUGUACAUAAUUAAUAUCACCUAAAAUCAUAAGAGCAGUACAUAGUUAAGUACCAAAUAAAAAAGUAAAAUUAAGUUGCAUUAAACAGAAUCGCAGUGUUUCAAAGUUGUGAGCAAAAUGUAAAUAAACGAAAAUUUAUUUAAAAAAAAUAUAAAAAAAUAUUUGUGAAAAUGAAAAUAUUCAAUGGAAAACACUGUACUAAAAACAAAAUCACCGCAAACUGACUGAAACUGGUGUAUAAAAUUAGCAAACUAAACACUUUGCGCUCGAAUGGAAAUUUAUGUGGCAACUAGUAGCACUCGGCAGUCCAUUGUGCGCGCCUAAAAUGCGGCAAGUGAACUUUUCGGCAAUGUUUGCAAGCAACCAAAGGCAAAAGUAGCGCAAUGUAAGUUGGAAAACAAUUAAUUUUGCAAUCAAAGUACUUUCGUUGCUUCAUUGUUUGCAUUUUAUUUGCAUACUUUUCGAACAAAGUUCUCCAGAUUUCUUCAGUUUUUUUUAUCAUAUUUUUACAUUACAUUACAUUAUAAGUGCGGGGCAGGUCAUUUGUUGUGCGGAGCAAUGAUAAGUGAAAGUGCAUGGAGCUGCUUGGAAAUUAUAAAUUUUUUCAAAGCAGAAUUUCUAACUAUAAUAAUUUUCAGAAUUUUUUCAGAAGUCAAAACUUAAACCUUUUGGUAUAUAUGAUGCUUCCAAGAAAUCCAAACAUACUUAAAAAUUUAUUCUGGAAUGAUUUGCAACUGUGAAACCUUUUGAUCUGAUGAUUUGAGUUUUAAAGCGCGACUAAAGAGAAAAGCAAACCAGAAAAUAUUUCUUUCCUAUAUUCUUCUAAUUUCUGAUCAAUUCAGUACGUUGCAGAAACUAUUUUGCUCUUCUCUAUGCCAAGGUUAGAAGAAUAUCAAGUUUUCACUGAGCUAUUGCAUAAAUUUAAAUAUUUUCAUUUUCUGCAUAAUGACGCAGUUAGUUUAAAGCUUUCAAAUGCUUAAAAUUUAGGAAUUCAUCACUUAAAUAUGACUAAUAAAGGCAAAUAAUAUUUUUUCGAAUUAAAAUUUAGUAACUUAUUCUUCAAAAUUUGCCUAAGCCCUUCUGCUUUGCUUUAUUAUAAAUGAACUUCUUCAAAUCAAUUUUCUUGGUCCUAUUAAAUCUGGUCAAAUGAAGGAUUCGGAAAAUAUAAGGAAUCAUUUCAAUUAAUUUAUAUCUAUGUGAAGUUCUUUUGUGGUCCGAGAAGACUCAGGUGUAGAGAACUCUGUUUACUAUGCUACUAUUUUCAAUAUAUUGCAAUUUGUGAGCUUUCAUUUAUUUUCGUGAUUGAAAAAGGUUUUCGUGAUUUUUUCUUGCAGUUCUCACUUACACUCUACUAUUUGUAUCAUAAUAAAGUAUUACUAUACUACUAAAUAAUAUAGCUUACUUAAAUAAAAAAUAGUUUUUUUUUUGUCAUUUGUCAUGAAAGCUCUAAAGGCUUUAACUUACAUAAAUUUGGUGAAAUUGAGGUUUCGGAAGAUAUAUGAAAUCACUAUAAUUCAGUAUUAUUAACCUUCUAACCGCAUUAGCUUUCAUAUAUGAUAAAGAUAUUUUUUGCCUGAAAGCUCUUUUAUCAUGAAAGCUUCAAAAGCUUUCACUAAUCAUUGGUAACGCGUUUCACUUGACUCUAACUGAACUUUUUAAACACUUACUCAUACACUUUAAAUACUGCUUUGAAUUCCUAUUAAAACUAAGCAGACUAACUGCAGUACACAUCAGCAGAAUGUGAGAAACCCCACAGCAGCAUAACAAAUAGAAAACAGUUAUGUACAGCACGAACAUUAUUCUUAAGUUAGUUACAGCUGCAAACUGCUGAAGUAAAGUAAACAAAUUAAAACUGAUAGUUGACUCUUUUUAUAUUUUUAUACACACACUUUCGUGAGUAAGUACAGUGAUGUAAUUUAAUUAAAGCGAAGUUAGUUUAUUUCAUUUUAUUAAAUAAAUAGUUUCGAAGUUGACGAACAAACAAAGAGGAAAAGUAUGAAAAGUGCGAGCAGUUUUAGAACACAUGUACAUACAAACAUACAUACAUACUGACAAAUGCAUAGAAAAAUCCACUUAAAACAUAACUAGCGACAAAUAUACAUUUGGGCAGGUAAAUAUGCGACCAAAAAAAUCACAAAUUCACACGCAACUGUAUGCUGAUGUUAGAAUGCGAAGUUGAAGUUGUAGCGAAAAGAAUAAAGAAAACAAAAACACACACAAAAAGGGAAGACAAAAUGUAAAAAAUAAAAUAUUUUUAUAGCAUACUUAGUACUUGAACAGAGCUAGUGUAAUAAUAGUAACACAGAACGGCAUAAGUGCGUGCUUCGUGAGAACGCUGAGAAACACAUGUGUGUAGAAAGGAGCUUGAAAGCAGGCAUGUUGAGUUGAGUAUGCCGCCGAACUGAAGAAGCAGCAGCUUAAGUACAGCAAAUGUUAGUUUAGCUUUGUGCGGAUUGUGUUAAAAGCCAGUGGAAAGCACGGGACUCGCGCAGACAACCAACACACACACACGGACACAUAGCAAGAAGAAGAACAAGAUAUGAUAUGGAAACGGCAAGAAUUUAUGGUUCUAGUGCAAGAAAUCGAGCAGAGUUUAGGCAAUAACCGUAAAUAAACGAACGGCAGGCGGACUGCAAAUACACAUACAGCGCAAUAUACAGUUACACAAAUUUGCAUACAAAAAUUUAAAUAAGUUAAAAUAUUAUGAAACAAAUACCCACACAAACAACGACACACACAUACAAUAAAAAGGCAAAAAUUAAAUAAAAAUAAGGAAAAAAAUAUUUCAGUAAAUUCUAAACGGUUUUAACUGUCAGCUGUUGUCGAACUUCCUUGAAAAUUUGUGUACAGUACUAACGAAUAUAAAUGUAUGUAAAGUUGCCCACAAAACACGAAGAGUUUAUGUGUCAUGCGUGCAAAUUAAAGCAGAAACCAUAGAAAAAAUAUAAAAAUCACAGACUAAUGUGCUUAAGCGAAAGCACUGAAAACACUACAAAUGAAAUAAUGAACUAAGUAAUUAUUGUGACUUGAUAAAUACCCCCCCUCAGUGUAUAAAUUCCGAACAAAUGUGUGUGUAAAAUACUAAAAAAAAAAAAAAUAAUAAUAAAAUCACAGAAACAUAUGAAAAAAGACGACGUUCGCUAUUUCUUGCGCUCAAAAGCUGUUUAAGAAGAAAUUAGAGAAAUUACAAUAAUUUAAAAAGUUAAAAAACAAUAUAAAAAACUAAUCCAUAUGCGUUUGUAAAUACUUCAUGUAAUUGCUGUGCUCCCGUUAAAUCGCUCAUUUGUACAUAGAAACAUACAGACAUACGUGCCCAAAUAUAUUUUCAAAAAUCGUACGAAGCAUGUAAGUUCUCUAGUGUUAAGUUUUCGUGUGCUAUCGACGUCAGUUGUAAGUGACCAAUGCGUGGCUCAGUGUCACUGACUAAAUUGUAUUAUACGCAGUAGAACAUUAACGAACGAAAACAAAAAUACAAGCAUACUUUUAUGCGCCAAGAAAUGCAUAAAAGCAUUGCGCCUGAAUGUAGGCAAGGCAAGCAGUUUCGAAACACACAAACAGACAUAUCGACACUUACAUACCAUUAAAGUAGCUGCUGAACUGAGUGGAGGCAGCGAAAUACUAGCAUAGCAAUACACAUACAUAUAUACACACACCUAUACACUCAUAUACACAUACCACAAUCUUAUACCAUUCAUUGCAUAUGUAAGAAACCAUUUACGAACUAAUAAUCUAGUUUAUAGUAGCUGUUUAAGUAUUAUAUUAAAUAUACUUGUAUGUGUAUAUAUAUAUAAAAUACUAAAUAUAUAUAAAAUGAAAGUAAAUGCGAAAUUAAAUAUUAUAUGUAUGUAUUUAUGCAUCUGUAACGUAUUUGUAACUGUAUGGUAAACCAAAGACUUUUUUCUUUGAAAUAAAAACCUAAAACAAUAAGUGAACGAAACAAAAAAAAAAUAAGUAUUUAAGUAUAGUAAGACAGCAUACACAGAAAAACCACACGAGGGAAAUGCGAAAUUAAAUAAAGCAAGAAAAAAACAAAAACAAAAUGAAUUAACGUAUAUAUAUGAGCUGUAAAUCCCAUAUAUAUAUAUAUACAAGAAUAUAUAUAGGAGAAUAUAAAAAAAUAA